Messenger RNA from Arvicola amphibius (Eurasian water vole), 2155 nucleotides. RefSeq names its product interferon regulatory factor 2 binding protein 2 (gene Irf2bp2). Gene Ontology annotation, biological process: regulation of transcription by RNA polymerase II. The transcript has 2 exons. The record is from RefSeq and is a predicted model, not a curated record. Gene Ontology annotation, cellular component: nucleus. Bases 23 to 1729 code for a protein of 568 amino acids. Gene Ontology annotation, molecular function: transcription corepressor activity. NCBI's taxonomy places the organism in Eukaryota, Metazoa, Chordata, Mammalia, Rodentia, Cricetidae.
CGGCGCGGCGGACUGUGCGGACAUGGCCGCGGCGGUGGCGGUGGCGGCCGCGUCCCGGCGCCAGUCGUGCUACCUGUGUGACCUGCCCCGUAUGCCCUGGGCCAUGAUCUGGGACUUCACGGAGCCCGUGUGCCGCGGCUGCGUCAACUACGAGGGCGCCGACCGCGUGGAGUUCGUCAUCGAGACUGCGCGCCAGCUGAAGCGUGCUCACGGCUGCUUCUCCGAGGGCCGCUCCCCGACCGGCGCGCAACCCUCGACCGCCAAGCCGCCGCCUCUGUCGGCCAAGGACCUUCUGCUGCAGCCGCCGCCGCAGCUGGGCCACGCGGGCGCGGAGGCCGCGCGCGCUCAGGCCAUGGAGCGCUACCCGCUGGCCCCGGAUCGGGCCUCGCGCCUGGCCUCCGACUUCGGCACGCGUGCGGGUGCAGGCCUCCCGCAGUCGGCCACGCCGCAGCCGGCGCCGGCCAACGGCAUCCUGGUGCCCAACGGCUUCUCCAAGCUGGAGGAGCCGCCCGAGCUGAAUCGCCAGAGCCCGAAUCCGCGGCGGGCACACGCCGUGCCGCCCACCCUGGUGCCUCUGGUGAACGGCUCCGCCGCGCUGGGGCUGAGUGGCCGUGCCGCGGCCACCCUGGCCGCGGUGAGCGGGACAUCGGGUCUGGGCGCCCAGCCCGCCGAGCUGGGCACCCACAAACGACCGGCCUCGGUGUCGGGCGCGGCGGAGCACGAGGCGCGUGAGUCGAGCAAGGAGAAGGCGCAGCCCGCGCACCGGAGCCCGGCCGACAGCUUAUCCGGCGCUCCCGGGGCGAGCGAGCUCGGCGCCGACGGUGCAGGCAAGGGUCGAGCACCCGGGGAGCAGGACUGGGCCAGCAGGCCUAAGACGGUGCGCGACACGCUACUGGCGCUGCACCAGCACGGCCACUCGGGGCCCUUCGAGAGCAAGUUCAAGAAGGAGCCGGCCCUGACUGCAGGCAGGUUGUUGGGUUUCGAGGCCAACGGGGCCAACGGGUCUAAAGCAGUUGCAAGAACAGCAAGGAAAAGGAAGCCUUCUCCAGAACCGGAAGGGGAAGUCGGGCCCCCUAAGAUCAAUGGCGAGGCUCAGCCUUGGCUGUCCACUUCCACAGAAGGGCUCAAGAUCCCCAUCACCCCUACAUCCUCCUUUGUGUCUCCACCACCCCCUACUGCCUCUCCUCAUUCCAACCGGACCACACCGCCUGAAGCGGCUCAGAACGGCCAGUCCCCCAUGGCAGCCCUGAUUUUAGUAGCAGACAAUGCCGGGGGCAGUCACGCCUCGAAAGAUGCCACCCAGGUUCACUCCACCACCCGGAGGAACAGCAGCAGCCCUUCCUCUCCCUCCUCUAUGAACCAAAGAAGGCUCGGCCCCAGAGAGGUGGGGGGCCAGGCCGCUGGCAGCGCAGGAGGACUGGAGCCGGUGCACCCUGCCAGCCUCCCAGACUCCUCUCUGGCAGCCAGCGCCCCCCUGUGCUGCACCCUCUGCCACGAGCGGCUGGAGGAUACCCACUUUGUGCAGUGCCCUUCUGUCCCUUCGCACAAGUUCUGUUUCCCUUGCUCCAGACAAAGCAUUAAACAGCAGGGCGCUAGUGGAGAGGUCUAUUGUCCAAGCGGGGAGAAGUGCCCUCUGGUGGGCUCAAAUGUCCCCUGGGCCUUCAUGCAAGGAGAGAUUGCCACCAUCCUCGCCGGAGACGUGAAAGUGAAGAAAGAGAGAGACUCGUGACUUUCUGCGAUCAGGAAAGCCCACGGUUACCCUUAAACUUCUUGAACUGUAUAUAAAUCUCCAUAUAUAUAUAUAUAUAUAUAUAUAAAUAUAUAUAUCCAAGACAAGGGAAAUGUAGACUUCAUAAACAUGGCUGUAUAAUUUUGAUUUUUUUGAAUACAUUAUGUUUAUAUUUUUUUUUUGACGACAAAAGGUAUGUACUUUAAAAGGCAUUUUCUUCUUUUGUUAACGUUAUUAGGCUGUCUGCUUGACUCUCCUGGUGACAGUUGCCGUUCUAUGUAGGCUGCGACUUGGCUGCUUUUUUUUUUGUGUGUUUGUUUUUUUUAAAGAGCACUUGGCAAACAAAUGCUUCUAGCCGUAUUUGUAUGCACUUAUUUUAAAAGAGAAAAAAAAAAGCCAAAUACAUUUUUCUGACGUUGUAAGAUU